AUGUAUUCAAAACGAUUCAUUUUAACUUUGUUGGUCAUAAGCAUAUUUUUAUUCUCAAUUGCAACAGCCCAUAUAUCAGUCGGCACGUGUUUCAGAAACUGUUCGCAGUGCAAAAAAUUUCUAGGGAUAUACUUCGAUGUGCAACUUUGCGACGAGUACUGCGUCAAGUUCAAAGGAAAGAUGACCCCGGACGUCGAAGAUCCGGACUCGUUGGCACCUUUCAUCACUAAUUUGAACGAAGUUCAGUGA
This is a messenger RNA of Trichogramma pretiosum, 249 nucleotides long. RefSeq names its product eclosion hormone (gene Eh). NCBI's taxonomy places the organism in Eukaryota, Metazoa, Arthropoda, Insecta, Hymenoptera, Trichogrammatidae. Gene Ontology annotation, molecular function: ecdysis-triggering hormone activity. The transcript has 2 exons. The record is from RefSeq and is a predicted model, not a curated record. The coding region runs from base 1 to 249 and encodes 82 amino acids. Gene Ontology annotation, biological process: ecdysis, chitin-based cuticle; neuropeptide signaling pathway.